UAAAAAGCAAAACACUUAACGAGGAAGAAACACACUCAUCUCUUCACGCCCUUGAUUUUUUUUAGUUUUUGGGGUAGUUUUAAUAUUUCUGUUCCAAAAUCGUUUCACAGUCUCAGAUCUCUCUAAAGACUUUGAGACAGCUCAGAAGUAAUUAGUUUUUAGGUUCUGUUUCUGGGAAUUUUCGUGUUUUUCACUUUUCUGAGAUCACAUUCACUUUUUUUUUUUUCCUUUUCUUUCUUUCCUCUCUUUUCGUGUCGUCAUUUUGUAAGUGAAGCUGUUGCGAAGUUCUGUCUGAGCAGGAGAUGGUGAGAAUCUCACUGCUUUUGUUGUGUCUACUGGUUUCCACUUGGCUCUUCACUUCUUCAUCAGCCCAGGCUCCAGGUUUUGUGAGCUUGGAUUGUGGAGGUGCAGAGCCAUUCACCGACGAGCUUGGACUUAAAUGGUCACCGGAUGAUCAUCUGAUCUAUGGAGAAUCCGCUAAGAUAUCUUCACCUAACGAAACAAAAACGCAGUACACGACUUUGAGGCAUUUCCCUGCCGAUUCAAGAAAAUACUGCUACAGCCUCAAUGUGACCAUUAGGAAUCGAUAUCUCAUAAGAGCCACUUUCCUCUAUGGUGAUUUCGACAGCAACAACGUGUAUCCCAAAUUCGAUAUUUCCCUUGGGGCCACUCAUUGGGCUACCAUCGUUAUCUCAGAUGCUUCCACGAUUGAAAAGGCUGAGCUGGUGUUUCUGGCUUCUAGUCCUAGUGUCAGCGUUUGUUUAUCCAAUGCCACAACGGGGCAGCCGUUUAUAUCUACUCUUGAGCUUAGGCAGCUGAAUGGUUCAAUGUAUUUAACAGAAUAUGAAGACCGGUUUUAUCUAAGUGUAGCUGCUCGAAUAAAUUUCGGGGCUGAAACUGAAGACCCUGUGAGGUAUCCGGAUGAUCCGUAUGACAGAAUAUGGGAGUCUGAUUUGAUGAAGAAGGCUAACUAUCUUGUGGAUGUUGCUGCUGGGACUGUGAGAGUGUCGACUACAUUGCCAAUCGAAAACGGUGGCGAUGAAAGACCACCUCAGAAGGUUAUGCAGACGGCUGUGGUGGGGACAAACGGGUCCUUAACUUACAGGAUGAAUCUUGAUGGCUUCCCUGGUUUUGGUUGGGCGUUCACAUACUUUGCUGAGAUCGAGGAUUUGGCCGACGACGAGUCUAGGAAGUUCAGAUUAGUUCUACCUGAUCAGCCUGAGUAUAGCAAAGCUAUUGUUAACAUCAAGGAAAAUGCUCAGAGACCGUACCGGAUUUAUGAACCUGGCUAUCCCAACAUAACCCUUCCGUUUGUGCUCAACUUUCGGUUCGCCAAAACCGCUGAUUCUUCUAGAGGACCUAUUCUGAAUGCUAUGGAGAUCAGCAAGUAUUUGCAGAAAAGCGAUGGUUCAAUAGACGCUACUGUUAUGGCAAAUGUGGCAUCACUAUAUUCUUCAACUGAUUGGGGUCAAGAAAGUGGCGACCCGUGUUUACCCUCACCGUGGUCGUGGGUGGAAUGCAACUCGGAUCCGCAGCCAAGAGUCGUUGCUGUGAAACUGUCCACAAAGAAUUUGACGGGAUUUGUACCUUCUGACCUGACCAAACUGACUGGUUUGGUUGAGUUAUGGCUCGACGGGAAUUCUUUUACGGGUCCAAUACCGGAUUUCUCUCGGUCCCCAAACCUGGAGAUAAUACACCUCGAGGACAACCGACUAAGCGGAAAGAUCCCUUCCUCGUUGGCGAAGCUCCCAAAUCUGAAGGAACUGUACCUGCAGAACAAUAUGUUAUCUGGAAAAAUACCAUCAGGCCUGACCAAAAACGUGAUUUCGAACUUCUCUGGGAACAUUAAUCUUGAAGAACGUGGAGGUAAAGGGAAGAAGCUCGGUGUCAUCAUUGGUGCAUCAGUUGGUGCUGCAGUUCUGCUACUCGUCACCAUAGUUUCUUGCAUCUUCAUGUGCAAAGCAAAGAAGAAUCACAAGAUGAGGAAAACUUCGGCGGAGUUAACGAAUCGUCCAUUGCCUGUUCAAAGAGUGUCAUCAACCUUGAGUGAAGCACAUGGAGAUGCUGCGCAAUGCUUCACACUUUAUGAGAUCGAGGAAGCCACAAAAAAGUUUGAGAAAAGAAUUGGGUCGGGAGGUUUUGGAAUUGUGUAUUACGGGAUAACUAAAGAGGGUAAAGAGAUUGCAGUAAAAGUUCUUGCAAAUAAUUCAUACCAGGGAAAGAGAGAGUUUGCAAACGAGGUCACAUUACUCUCAAGGAUACAUCAUCGGAACCUUGUGCAGUUUCUUGGGUAUUGCCAAGAAGAAGGAAAAAAUAUGCUUGUGUACGAGUUCAUGCACAACGGGACUUUGAAGGAGCAUCUUUAUGGCGUGGUACCACGUGACCGGAGAAUCAGUUGGAUUAAACGGCUUGAGAUAGCUGAAGAUGCUGCACGAGGGAUCGAGUAUCUUCACACGGGGUGUGUCCCAGCAAUCAUACACAGGGAUCUUAAGACGAGUAACAUCCUGCUUGAUAAACACACGAGGGCAAAGGUUUCAGAUUUCGGUUUGUCCAAAUUCGCAGUUGACGGAACCUCACAUGUCUCCAGCAUUGUCCGUGGCACAGUUGGAUAUCUGGACCCCGAGUACUAUAUAUCGCAACAGUUAACAGAGAAGAGUGACGUGUAUAGCUUCGGCGUCAUUCUUCUUGAGCUUAUAUCCGGCCAAGAAGCCAUAUCUAAUGAAAACUUCGGUGUCAACUGCCGCAACAUAGUCCAAUGGGCCAAGAUGCAUAUAGACAACGGAGACAUACGAGGGAUCAUCGAUCCAGCAUUAGCGGAAGACGAUUACAGUCUCCAGUCAAUGUGGAAGAUUGCGGAGAAAGCGUUGAUGUGUGUGAAACCGCACGGGAACAUGAGACCGUCGAUGUCCGAUGUGCAAAAGGAUAUUCAAGACGCGAUUAGGAUCGAGAAGGAAGCGUUGGCCGCGAGAGGAGGAUUAUCAGACGAGUUUUCACGGAGCUCGGCGCAUUCAUCGUCUCUCAACAUGGGAAUGCAUGACCUCGCUGCAUCUCAGAAUUUCGUCUCCAUUGAUGACUCUGUCUUGCAGCCAACUGCUCGGUGAUUAGAGGGAUUCGGCUUUUGUACAGAUGCAUCACUCACACUCACUCGUGUUUUUUUUUAUAAGAGUUUUUGAGCUUAACGCUGCAUUAUUAUCUCAUUUUCGGAAACUCGAGCUUACAAGAAAUGGUUGGUUUAAUUUUUUUUUUAGACUUUAAUUUUGGUAUUGUGUUUUAUUAUAACUGGUUUUCCCAUUUUCGACUUAUUUAUAUCAUUUAUGCGAU
Molecule: messenger RNA, 3321 nt
Organism: Eutrema salsugineum
Lineage: Eukaryota; Viridiplantae; Streptophyta; Magnoliopsida; Brassicales; Brassicaceae
Product: probable LRR receptor-like serine/threonine-protein kinase At1g67720
Exons: 15
Coding region: 303-3101 (932 amino acids)
Biological process (GO): protein phosphorylation
Molecular function (GO): ATP binding; protein kinase activity
Source: RefSeq, a predicted model, not a curated record